Molecule: messenger RNA, 1380 nt
Organism: Staurois parvus
Lineage: Eukaryota; Metazoa; Chordata; Amphibia; Anura; Ranidae
Source: the annotation of a GenBank genome assembly
UCAGAUACAAACGGAACAUGCUAUGAAUUCACUGAUCUCGGGUUACACCACUCUGUUGUUGGAACAGAACUGAAGGUCCAGUUGUUAAUUUAUACCAGGGAAAAUCGACACUGUGCUGGGGAUCUGAAUCGGGAGAACACAACUGCUUUUCAGUAUCUAAACGUAGCAAGGAAAACCAUAUUCAUCACUCAUGGCUAUCGGCCUACUGGAUCUCCUCCUGUGUGGCUGGAUGACAUUGUCCAGAAAUUGCUCACUAUCGAUGACUUUAACGUCAUUUUAGUGGACUGGAACCGAGGAGCCACAACUGUGAUCUAUCACAAUGCUGCUGCAAAAACCAGGAAAGUGGCCGACCUAUUGAAAAACUUCAUUGACCAGAUGUUGGAUCAAGGAGGAUCUUUAGACCUAAUCUAUAUGAUAGGUGUCAGCCUUGGUGCACACAUUUCUGGAUAUGUUGGAAAAAUGUACAAUGGUUCCAUCAACCGUAUAACUGGCCUGGAUCCAGCUGGUCCAUUAUUCAAUGGGAAGCCUCCUGAGGACCGAUUGCACCAUACGGAUGCACAAUUUGUGGAUGUCAUUCACUCAGAUACUGAUGGUCUUGGCUAUAAGGAGAGCUUAGGAAAUAUUGAUUUCUACCCAAAUGGAGGAACAGACCAACCAGGAUGUCCAAAAACAAUAUUAUCAGGCUCUGAAUAUUUCAAGUGUGAUCACCAGCGCUCUGUUUUUUUGUAUAUUGCAUCUUUAAAUGAGUCUUGCAGUGUUGUUACAUUUCCUUGUGACAGUUACAAAGAUUACCGCACUGGGAAGUGUGUGGAUUGCACAGCAUAUGGACCCCUGGGCUGUCCAGUAUUAGGUUUUUACGCUGACAAGUGGAGAGAUUAUCUGGUGGCGAAGAAUCCUCCAGUGACGAAGGCUUAUUUUGAUACGGCGUCGGUGAAACCGUUUUGCAUGUUUCAUUAUUACUUGGAUUUUAUUACGUCAAACCUUAAUCAAAGGAGGGGUUAUAUUACCAUCAAAGUUGAAUCUACAUCUGGAAACACAACUGAGUCAAAGUUGGACCAGGAUGCUGCCUUGUUUGAUAAAAAUCAGGAAACGACCCUGCUAGCCAAGUUUGAUCAGGAUUUUGGGCAGAUUUCAAGAAUCUUUGUGACAUUUACCACAGGAUCUUUGGUAGGACCAAAAUACAAGCUGCCAGUUCUAAGAAUGAGGCUCCGAUCCACAGCAGAUCCUUACAGGACAUCAUUCUGUCGAUAUGACUUUGUAUUACAAGAGAACAUUCAAGUGGAUUUUCUGCCAGUUCCCUGUAAAAACUCCAACUUGUUUUCCUCGUGUUGCAGUGAAAACACACAGCAGUGCCCAACACCAUGGAAAUCUCAGUGGUAG